UCGCUUCCGCAGAGGCAGUUCGCACCUGAACCCGUGUACGUGGCGUCCAUACGAGUGCUCAUCGUCUUCUUCUUGUCGUAGUUGGCUAUUUGCUUUGCUUGCAGCAAAGAUGUUGUCGAGAUUCCGUCCUCUCCACAAAUGCUUACCAUCGGGUGGUGUACGUGCAUACUCGCGCAGCAGCUCGCAGCGUCUCGUAGACGAUGUUUCUGUGAUUGGCGCUUGCUGUGAAGUUGGCCAGCCAAGAGCUGGUACCAGAGAUGCUCCCGAUAUUCUGAGAGACCUUGGAAUUCUGGACUAUAUCAGACGGAGUGCCUACAAUGUCGUGGACACUGGCAACAUUGUUGAAGACAACAGCCUGCGUGGGGAAGUUCGAGGCGUGAAGAACCCAGAAGCUGUUGGCUCCUUUUGCCGAGCUCUUUCGGAGAGAAUUUCAUCGCAGAAGGACAAGCUCCAUCUAACACUGGGAGGCGAUCAUAGUAUGGCCCUGGGUACUGUUCAUGGCCAUGCCACAGCAAGACCCAACCUCAAAGUGUUGUGGGUGGAUGCCCAUGCUGACAUCAACACCGACCAGACCUCACCAAGUGGCAACCUGCACGGCAUGCCACUCGGUGUGCUCAUGCAGGGUCUGGAGGGCGCCUUCGCUAACAUGCCCGGUCUCGACUGGUUCGAGCGCAAGCUCAGACCGGAAGAUAUUGUGUACAUCGGACUGCGCGAUGUGGAUGACGGAGAGAAGGAGAUCAUGAAGCGUCUGGGCAUCAAGUCGUUUGACAACAUUGAAGUCGAGCAGCGCGGUGUCAAGGCCGUCGUCAACGACGCCAUGAAUCUGCUCAAACCAAGUGAGUCGCAGCCGCUGCAUUUAAGCUUCGACAUUGACGCUCUGGACCCGAUGUACGCGCCGAGCACCGGAACUCGAGUUCCGUUUGGCCUGUCUCGUGAGGACGGCAUCUACAUCUGCCAGCAGGUGGCAAGAACAGGCGCUCUCGGCGGCAUGGACAUCGUUGAGGUGAACCCGGGCCUCGGCAGCAAGCUCGACGUGCUCAAGACUGCACGUCUCGCCUUCGACAUGGUCGGUGCCUCGCUCGGCCUCAGCUCCGCCGAGAUUCAGGACGCGCAGGACGAGUUCGAGGCCGUCAUUCCGCCCCUCACCGCCAGGUACGGCGCCACGCACAACAUGGUGCGCGAUCUAGAACGCGACACCACCACCGCUGCGCCAGCCAGCAGUCCUGCUAAGGAAGCUGAGCCACAGACAGAACGCGAGGCGCGCAUCAACCAUGCCAAGCACUCCGGUCGCCUGUAAACGAUACACCUGUAACACUACAGUAUUUUCCUCUGCCACAGUGAUUGCAUACCACGGCGAUGUAGCGCCACCGAUGAUGUCACUGGCUAGCCACCGAUGAUGUCACCAUCACUGUGUGUGUGUGUUGGUGUGCCGCAGCAGCUCAAACUUCGGUUGCAAUACCCUAUAUACUACUACUGGCCCUAUGCCUUUCUCAACCGGUAACUGUCCUGCGAUGGCUGCUUGUGAUGGGCACCGCCAGGACAUACCCUUGAGCAACUACUGCAUGCGAUCAGCGCCGGGUGGGCGGCCCAGCUCAACAGUACCCCCGACGUACUUCCCAGGUGCUUCUUACAUCAUUGUGUGCACCACCGGGCCCUCCCCACCCAGCGUCAUGUCGCUCUACUCCGACCGUUGGUCGUCCGUGCCGCUCGCAAAGCUCCUGCGAGUAGCGCCGACUGCUCCUGGCACUCCUCAAGCACGCCAGCGGUCGUCACUUAUCCGCCUUAUUGUUCAUUAUGACUUUAACGAAAUCUCUCGGAUCCCUCUCUAAUAUUCGUAAAGCACUGAUAUCAUCACUGGACACCCUCUGGUUAGUCUUCUUUCUUUCUUUUUCAGACCAUUGCUGGUAUUUUCUCCAUUGGUGGGGUGGUGUUUCUUGCUUACUCUGCUCCAGAGUUGCUCAGUCUGGAUCCGCUCUCUCUGCGUCGGAGUGUGCGAGCUCUUGGACAUGUCUACUCCAGAGUCAUUGUAUUUAUAAGUAUUUGUGUGCGUGCAUGUUUGUGUUUAUAGAUUUGAUUAAUAUUUUCCACAGCAUCGUGCGCCAGUUUGUGGUAUUAUUGUUUUCCCAUGUCUUGGUCGUCUGUCUGUUGUGACAUGAAAUCCAGUGUGCUCAGUCCUGUUCGGACUCGUGACUUCCGAAGUGAUUUUCUGCUCGA
Molecule: messenger RNA, 2214 nt
Organism: Sycon ciliatum
Lineage: Eukaryota; Metazoa; Porifera; Calcarea; Leucosolenida; Sycettidae
Product: arginase-1-like
Exons: 10
Coding region: 110-1297 (395 amino acids)
Cellular component (GO): cytosol; nucleus; cytoplasm
Molecular function (GO): manganese ion binding; arginase activity
Source: RefSeq, a predicted model, not a curated record